Scheffersomyces coipomensis is the source of this 2031-nucleotide messenger RNA. RefSeq lists its product as uncharacterized. NCBI's taxonomy places the organism in Eukaryota, Fungi, Ascomycota, Pichiomycetes, Serinales, Debaryomycetaceae. Bases 1 to 2031 code for a protein of 676 amino acids. The transcript has 2 exons. The record is from RefSeq and is a predicted model, not a curated record.
AUGAAUGGUCAAGGUUUCGAUUGGUCUUACCUAUCUUCAUCAAACACGUCGUCAGCUUCAUCUCCUGAUCAAUUACCUAGAAAGAGUUUUGGAAGUUAUUCAAAUGAUAGAGUGGUUUCCAAUAAUACCAUCAAUAGUAAUUCAUCAUUCCUUAAUAUUGCUAGAAGUGAUAAUAAUAGUGUGGAAAGUAUUGCUCAUUCUACUUCAAUGUCAGGUACAAAUGAUAUUAGUGGGUUAGGAAGUUUGGGAGGUGGUGAUUAUGGUGAUGAUGAUUCAGGUAUACCUUUAUCAUUAACUGCUCAAGAAUUGACUUUACAAGAAUCAAAAACUUAUAUGAGAUGGUAUAGUGAUAUACUAGCAAGAACAAAUAGUAGAACUAUAACUAUGAAUGAUGUGUUUAAUUUCUUAGUUAAUUUUAAAAUAUCUCAAAUUACAAAAGAUAAAAUUAAUAGAAUAUUUCAAAAGAUUAUUUACUCAAUUAAUAUUGGAGAAUUUUUUGCUUUAUUAAGAUUAAUAAGUCAUACUUUAAAUGGAGCAGAUCCAAGUCGAAAAUUAAUUAAGGUUCAAGCUCCUGUACCAACUCCUCCUUCAAUCUUAUCAAAAAAGAGACAAAAUGAUGAUGAUAAUGAUAGUGAAGGUAAUAAUCAUAAUGAUAAUGAUUCAUUAUUAUCUUCAUCAAAUAUAGCGAAUGGUGGAUCUUAUAAUGGUGAUUCAAAUGGUUUAGAUCAAAAAAAUGGUUCAUCAUCUUUACCUGAACCAAAUAAACCUUUGGAUAUUGAUAGUUUUACUCAAUUUAUCCUUACUGGUGAAAGACCAGAUGAUACCCCUAAAAAGAAAAGAAAUAAAAAAUUAAAAUCAGUUAAAUUUUCAGAUAACGUUGUUACUGAUGUUCAUGAAGAUUCAUUUAUGCCAUCACCAUCAGGGUCACCAUUUCCUCAAUCUGAAACUUUGGAUUAUUCAUUACCAAUGGAUCAAUUAUUAGAUCGAGUUAAAUCUCAACCUCAAGUUCCUAUAAAGCCUCCUUCACCUGAUGAAGAAGAACAAGAUUUAUUAAAAGAUAUGGAAAAUCAAAUUAAUCAUUUUCAAAAUUUACAUUCAGUUGAUACAGCUUUAAGAGGUGGUACUCUGUCAAGUAUUCAUUUUCAUGAUGGUUAUAGUAGUGAAAAUUUAUUAAGACCAAAUGUAACUGGACCAAAUGAUAUGGCAAGAUUAUUUAGUCCUUCACCUGAACCAGGAUUAUUAAAACCAAAUAUGACAGGCCCAGUUCAAAUGGCUCAAUUAUAUGAUACUUCAAGAGAUGAUGAUUAUCAAGAUGAAAUUGAACCACAAAAUUAUUUAAAACCAAAUGUUACAGGACCAGCUGAUAUGGCAAGAUUUUUUCCUCCUGAUAACAUGUAUAAUAAUAAUAAUAAUCAAGAUGCUUCAGCUCCUAAGAUGUCAUUACAAUCAUUUACAAAUCAGAUGACAGGUAAUACCAUUGCGAAUACAUUACAGAAUGCAAGAGUUACUGAUGAUGGUUCACCAUCUCGUCCUCAAUCUUCAUCAUUUUCAACCGGUUCUAGACCAACACCCCCACCUCCUGCACCAACCACAAGAAGAAGUAGAUCAAUAUCAUCUCCUACUCCAAGGAUCAGUUCCCCAUUAUCUAAUAAUGUAACCAUUGCUGAUCCAGGGGCACCGUAUUAUGGAAAUUCAUUAACGGUGGGUCCACCUCCUGUUCCCAUAAGAUCACCUUUACAUGCUAGUCCAAAUACAAGUACAGCAAAUUUAUUAAACAAUAUUGGUGCUGGUGCCAAAGUUCCUCCUCCUCCACCUCCAUCAAGAAGAAGAAAUGUUUCUACAAGUAUUCCAAGUCCUCAACCUACUAACCCUCCAUUACCACCAAAAAUUUCUAUUGGUGAAAAUAGUAAUGGUUUAAGUGGACUUUAUAGUAAUAACAGUUCGAAUGAUAGUACAGUUAAUAUAUUGGAUGAUUUAAAGGCAUUACAAGAAGAAGUUGAUAAAAUACGAGAUAUGACUGGUGGGUUUUAA